AAAAAACAUUGAUUUGAGUUGGAACUGGAAUUUAAUAAGCUUAAAAAAUGAAAUUUGUUUUGACUUUUGGACUUGUUGUUGGUGUUUUCGCUGCGUUUGUGUCUGGUGGUGGACAGAGUGUUUCUAGUCAAGUUGAUAAAUGCUUGGCACCAUUCACACCAGGAUCAUACAGCGUGUCACUUCCACGUUUCUACUUCAAUGUUGAGACAAGAACUUGUGAUCCAUUCACAUAUAAAGGAGGUUACAUCACAAAUAUUUUCAAAUUCUAUGACAAUUGUGUUGCAGCUUGUUCUAAGCACUUUUAUCAGUAAAUUAAAUAAAUUGUUGCUACUUUUUAAAGACGUUUGAUCGAAAU
Chironomus riparius is the source of this 355-nucleotide messenger RNA. The record is from the annotation of a GenBank genome assembly. NCBI's taxonomy places the organism in Eukaryota, Metazoa, Arthropoda, Insecta, Diptera, Chironomidae.